AUGGAUCAAGCACUGCGAAAUAAAUUCUUUCCCCAGCAAAUACUCUAUUUUAUUGCCGGUCGGCGUUGCUGCCAACAAUUUGCUUGUACAUUUCGUUCAUCUGAGCACAAUAUACUCGUUACAUACGCAUGCUCUCUCGGCUUACGUUCCCAGUAUGUAGUCAACAAUGGACAGGGAUGUGUGAAAAUAUUCAAGCGAUCGUGUAUGCACUACUUGAAUGAGCCAAAAUCGCUGAAUAUGUGCCGAUCAACCGCAAGGGAAAUAUUCACGUUAUUGUCGCUUACAAGCAACUUGGGAAUAUAUGAGCUGUCUGCUGAUUACUUGGGUCAUUGGAAAGUUAAGAUGCCGAUUCAUCAUAUGUCUUUAGCAGCUUUGAACCCGCCAACAACAAUGCGCCUCAGAACGCAGCAGUAUGGCAAGUAUUUGCCGAGUUCUGCAGGCUAUUCGUGUAUCCGUAACCUACUCGAAUCAGUUUAUUCGCAUCGCGUAAUUGCCGUCAAUGGACAUCUUGCCAUGGAUAAGUCCAUACUAUUCCCACUAGUAAUUCUAGAUGAUGCGCAGCUGAAGAAAGCCAACUUAUUUAUUGUCUGCAUCGAAAGCGACAACAUAGUGGCCGAAUAUAAUAGCGAGCGAUUCGCCCAGUGUUUGGAUGAAAGUGUUGGCAAUACUGUGGGAAUACAAGUGCCAAAACUUUGUAACAUUAGCUCUCGAACGCAUAUCGUCUACACAACGGCCAAAUACUUUAUGCGCUCGCUGUUUGGCAAGGAGUCGAAAAAACUGGAUCAAAUUAGCCACGUUGUGGUUAACGAUAUACAUCUGCACGUUCCUUACACUGACAUCUUACUUUCGGAGUUAAAACAAGCUGUUAACAUGAAUCAAAAUCUACGCAUAAUAUUACUUUCGCAAGCAGACAAUUCGUCGCGAUUUUUGAAUUUUUUUGCCGAGGGCUUUGAAUUUUGUGUGGAUCGACCGAGCCAAGCUGGCACACGCAUAUCGUAUUUGGAGGAAAUUCAAAGCUGCAUUUCUUUGGCUGAUAUACGUAAAGGCCCAGAGAUAUACAAGAAGAAGACACACUUUCUAAAUAAGAGUCUCAGAAAUGAGCAAACCGAUAAAUGUCUGCAGGCUUACGAGGAACUUGGAAAUGAUUCGGCUAUUCGUCCAUUGAUAUAUGCGAUAAAUUACGAGCUGGUCCCGGUGAACUAUCAACAUUCAUUUACAGGAAAGACAGCGAUAAUUAUUGCCUCACAGUGGGCCAAUGCUAAGCAUAUUCGAUUGCUGUUGUUCAUGGGCGCCAAUCCAUAUAUUUUGGAUAAUAAUCACGAAAAUGCAAUAACUACAGCAUUUACUCACGGGAACCACGAAUGUAUUGAUAUUCUCAGCAAUUUUGGUCUGCAUGGUUACGUUGUAAAAAACUCUCGACCUGAUUUUGUAGAUUACGACGCUAUAAUCAAUAUUAUGUAUCUUAUAUGCACAAAACCCAAUUACGCACCAGGGAACAUUUUGGUCCUUUUGCCGACGUACAAUCAUUUGGUUAAGCUGAACUAUAUGUUGUUGAGUCAUUUUUUAACAGCGCAUUUACAUGAAUUAGCCAUAUUUCUGUUGCACGCGAACAUGGAUAUGGAAUAUUUAAAUGAUUUAGUUAAUACUAAAACUGAUACCAUAAAAGUGGUUCUGGCCACGGAUAUCGUUGGGUCCUUGCCACUCCCAAUUUCGUUUCAAUAUCUAAUAGAUACUGCCUGCCAGAGAAAAACCCUGUACGAUGUCAGCUGCAACAGCACUGAGGAAAGAUAUGAAUGGGUAGCCAAAGAUUGUCUAAUGCAAAGGCUGCUUAUGCUUGACGUUCAAGCUGUUGCUGAGAGACAAUGCUUUCGUUUAAUCACACGAAAUACAUACGAUAACCUAGAUGUAACAGGCAGUCCAGAGAUGCAGACAAUGCCACUGGAUAAAAUCUGUUUGAUUGCCAAACUAUUAUCGCCAAAUACGGUUAUAAGUGAAUACUUAAGUUAUACGAUUGCACCACCGCCACUCGUUAAUAUACAUCAGACGGUGCAGUUUCUAAAGAAGAUUGAUGUAUUGGAUGAUAUGGAGGAUGUCACCUGGCUGGGCUGUCGAUUGAUAGACGUCCCAGUGCCUUGCCAGUUUGGACGUACACUAAUUUAUGGCAUUUUAAUGCAAUGUUUGGAUCCCAUAUUAACCAUUGUGAGCGCCAUGUCUAUAGAUGAUCCGUUGAGCAUACCCUUUAGCGAGGACAUUGACUCCUUAUGGGAUCAAUAUACGAUUUACAUACAAAAUCGUAUAAAAGGCGAACGUUCUCGCCUGGCAAGCAAUCAAGUCUCCGAUCACUUAAUAUUCAUUCGCCUAUUUGAAGAAUGGAAAGGCCGUUUAAAAAAUAAUAAACCCCCAUUGUACUUAACAGAUGAACAUGAGUUUGUGGUAAAUGGCCUCAUGGAGCAAAUCAAUUUUACACGGAUCAGUAUUAUUAACGCUCUGCGAGCUGCGAACUUAAUCCACAGCCAAGGACAAUUGAGUUGGAAUAGCAUCAAUCUGAUGUCGAAUAAAUGGCCAUUGGUUAAAGCAGCUCUAACGGGCGGCUUGUAUCCCAACAUUUGUGCCAUAGAUUAUAAAAAUAAAUGCGUAAAUUCGGCGCACUCGUUAAACCUGCAUCUGCAUCCCAGUACUGUGCUCCGUGACUUCUUUCAGCCAUUGAAUAUAUCGCAGUGCAUUUGCACACAGUGGAUGGUCUGUACUAAAGAGAAGAGUAAUAUUAAGUAUGCAACUAUUGUUGCUCCCCUCGCAUUGGCUAUGUUUGCUGGCUGCAAUAAAUUGGGUCUAGAACAGAUCACUGAGAUUCAGAUGCCGUCGAACGAGACUCACAUUCACUUUUUUAUUGACGAAUGGAUUUGGAUGGAAGUCUUGAAAUCUGAUUUUGAGCUAUUGCUGAAAUUACGACAGCUUUUCUUCAAAGGCUACCACUAUCUCUUAAGGCAGUGCAGCGAAUCUGAUAAAUGGCGUAGCGAUUGCAAUAUGAUGGCGUUCUAUUCUCUACUAUCCAAAACAUUGUCGAUAAUAUUUGACAAUGAGGAUGCGACAGCCGGCUUUAAAAAGUGUUCAGGCAUCAGCAAUGGAGCCAAUUUAAAGGAACAUUAUCAGUACUUGCGGACAAUUAACUCUCACUUUAUUUGGCAUCAAGAAGUUGAUGAUAAAAUCGCUCUAAUUCAAAAAGGAGAUCCCUGUGUUGGAUACAAUUCACACUCGAUUGAAAGACAGUUUUUUUUGCUUCAUACCGAAGAUAAGCCCGAUAAAUUUUACCAAAUCAGUGAUGCAGCCUACAUAGAAAAUGUGAUCGGAAAGUUUGCCCGGCCGAUUGUGUCCCCUAGUCGACAUAUAUAUGUGAUCUUAUAUACCAAAAAUCCAGAUACAAUGCUAAGCAUUUCCCGUGCCAAAAUCCAAAAGGGUGAAUUCAUCCUUAAGGAAUAUUUUAGAAAUACAAUUCCAGUGUACGAAAUUUUGGAGGCCUGUGUAAAUUUAAAUGUGACUGUUCCUAACUUUGAUGGACGCCUUAUAUCGUCUCUAAUUGACAAAAGGGUUGGAAAUUUAAUUAUGGAUUUAUUUGCAUUUCGACACCAUUGGAUACACAAUUAAAACAGUUUCUUUUAAAAGUUACAAUCGGUUAUGUUUUACAAAAUACAUUUAUAUAAAUCGUGUAUAUUAUUAAAAUAAUGAAGAGAAGAUUACAAAACGUACACACUUCAAAACAUAUAAUGUAAGUUAAAGUUUAUGUUUAAAUUGCAAAUG
Drosophila grimshawi is the source of this 3795-nucleotide messenger RNA. It is a transcript of the gene bgcn, whose product is annotated as benign gonial cell neoplasm protein. The record is from RefSeq and is a predicted model, not a curated record. The transcript is spliced from 5 exons. Bases 1 to 3642 code for a protein of 1213 amino acids. Gene Ontology annotation, cellular component: intracellular anatomical structure. Lineage: Eukaryota; Metazoa; Arthropoda; Insecta; Diptera; Drosophilidae. Gene Ontology annotation, molecular function: RNA binding.